This is a messenger RNA of Anolis carolinensis (green anole), 1227 nucleotides long. It is a transcript of the gene fxyd5, whose product is annotated as FXYD domain containing ion transport regulator 5. Gene Ontology annotation, cellular component: membrane. The record is from RefSeq and is a predicted model, not a curated record. Lineage: Eukaryota; Metazoa; Chordata; Lepidosauria; Squamata; Anolidae. Bases 294 to 809 code for a protein of 171 amino acids. Gene Ontology annotation, biological process: regulation of sodium ion transmembrane transporter activity. The transcript is spliced from 10 exons. Gene Ontology annotation, molecular function: sodium channel regulator activity.
CUAAGAGAAGAAUGGCUGGAUAGCUCAGCACCACCUGCUCAGAUAUCUGCAUCACGGUCCUCACAUUUUUUGAAAUUUUCUGCCAUUGUAAGCAACCAUGUCAGCAGCUCUCAGAGUCAAAGAAGUAGAUCUUCUGUUGAGAGGAAAUGUCAGUAUUUUUCCAUCUUUGGAGACUGGAUCGAGAGCUUGAGACCUCAGUUGAGCUGCUGAGGAAGAAAUGUCCAUCAGGCUGAUGAGAUGGUCACCUAGAAUACCAGAAGGCAAUUUGUAGGAUCUUUCUUCUGCUUGGUCUUAUGAGCCUUACAACUUUUUUGGAUGCAGUAAGCCCAGCUUCUGUUGUUGAACAGGAGGAGGAUGCUGCAGAUGGAGCCACAAUGGAACCCCAGUUGUUUUCAACAUCGUCAUCUUAUAUGGCAGAGGGAUUGGAAGAUGCAAGAACUGAGCUGAACUUCCUGCAAGAACUUGAGACAACAAAUGCAAAUGAAGUGAUAACUACAGUGACAGCUGUGACUGAAACACCAACAACGGGCAUUGUCACCACGAACAAUAUGAAGGCCACAAGGUUUGCAGGAGUUACUACACCUGAAGUGCCACCUGAUGACCAGAAGAUGAAAGCAGACCUUGAACAGAUAGAUUACAACCAAGAUUUUUUCCAUUAUGAUUACCACUUCCUGCGCAAAUGGGGUUUAGUAGCCGCUGCCAUCUUGUUCAUCCUUGGCAUUCUCAUUCUCACCUGCGGUAAACAUGGGAAAUUCCCAAGAUGCCGUGGAAAGAAACGGGCAAGAACCUAUGAUGUGGCCCAGGCCUGAAGCCAUUUCAUAUCCUGAGGAGCAUUGCACUGACACAAGCACACCAUUCAGCAUCACCCUGGAUGUAUCAUAUGGAAGCCUUUCCUAUUCUUCUCCGUGGAAAAAUAGCUGCUUAGCUUCUCUCAACGCCGUCCGCAACAUCCUGUCUAUCUGACCUUCAAUAUACCUUUCCCCGCUUUUCCUACAACACCUAUUUAAUUUUUUUGGCUCUAUACCUAAGAUAUAUUUCUAUUAAUCUAAUUCCCCUGUAGAAUCAGAAAGUUUGAAAGAAUCGUGGAAUGAACUGUCUUUUUUUUGUGCAGCCUCAGGUUUAGAGAGACUUGAGUUGCCAAGAGAAACCUCAUUGUGAAGUUCUGUUCCAACAAGUCUCAUGUUCUGUACUCACAAUAAUACUUUUGGGUGUGUUUUCCCCCUCCUA